AUGGGUUGCGCACCAACAAAAAUUCAGGCAGUCACUCCUAAAUAUGUGAAACAAUCAAAUGAUAUCGUGCUUCCAGUGCCUAAAAGGAUUGUUACUACGACAGAUACAUCACGAAUCGUGAAGAAUGAAGAUGAUAUCUCCGAAGAGUUUGCGCCAAAACAAUCAACCAGAGCAACUGAUGCAAGCACGUCAGUUAGUGCAUUAGAAUCUGAACAAUCACGCAAAGUAAAUGAGGAACGCUUUCCAUCAGACAAUAUCACUCUUGAUCGAUCAACCGAUGUAACCAAGGAACAUAUGGCAAUGGGUGAGUCACGAUCACAAAGGUCAUGCAAAGUAGAGGACGAGUACAUGCAAAUAAAAGCGAUAUCAUCAAAUAUUGAUCUUACUCCUGUCGACAACGAAGCAUUCACGCCAUCUAUAUGUCAAGAACGACAGGCCGCGAUCGCGAAUAUGUCCUAUCGACAGAGUAUUGAUCAAUGGUGA
Molecule: messenger RNA, 483 nt
Organism: Rotaria sp. Silwood2
Lineage: Eukaryota; Metazoa; Rotifera; Eurotatoria; Philodinida; Philodinidae
Source: the annotation of a GenBank genome assembly